AGCACAAGCCUCCAGCAGCACGGGAGGACGCACACAAAGGAGAGACCCUUUCUCUCCACCACGUGUGGGAAGAGCUUCAACUGGUGCUCCGAACUCAUCUGUCACCAACUCAUCCACACAGGAGAGAAGCCCUUCAUGUGCUUGGAUU
Apaloderma vittatum (bar-tailed trogon) is the source of this 148-nucleotide messenger RNA. RefSeq names its product oocyte zinc finger protein XlCOF20-like. Lineage: Eukaryota; Metazoa; Chordata; Aves; Trogoniformes; Trogonidae. Gene Ontology annotation, biological process: regulation of transcription by RNA polymerase II. The transcript has a single exon. The annotation marks the transcript as partial. Gene Ontology annotation, molecular function: RNA polymerase II cis-regulatory region sequence-specific DNA binding; DNA-binding transcription factor activity, RNA polymerase II-specific. The record is from RefSeq and is a predicted model, not a curated record.